ACCAGAGUCCAUGCGUGUAGAGAACCGCUCCUCUUUCCUUUCACGCUUAGCAUCGUUUACAAUUCUAGAAUUGCCAAAGUUUCUUAUAAUUAUAACUUACAAUAAAAGGAGAACUGCCUUAAAUGCAAAACGCUUUUGCUAUAAAUAUACGCAGUUGAAAGCACAAUGAUUUCAUCAUUCACAUUCACAAUGGAUCCCUCUCGUAUUAUUUAUAUGAUUGCAAGUAUUUUGAUUGUGGGAUUAUGGAUCGGAAGAGUGGAAUCGGAAGUAUUGCAAUACCCUGCAAUAACUUGUAGGAAACAUACUGCCUUAUUGACAGAUUUUGGAGCAAAUGGAGAUGGGAAAACGUUGAACACAAAGGCGUUUCAAUCGGCGAUUGCUAAUCUGAGUCAGUUUGCGGCAGAUGGCGGAGCACAAUUGAUAGUACCGCCAGGGAAAUGGCUUACUGGUAGCUUCAAUUUAACCAGCCAUUUUACUCUGUUUCUUCACAAGGAUGCUAUUAUUCUUGCAUCUCAGGAUGAAUCAGACUGGCCCGUCAUUCCUCCAUUGCCUUCUUAUGGGAGAGGCAGAGAUUCCGCUGGUGGAAGGUUCGCCAGUCUUAUAUCUGGAUCAAACCUCACUGACGUUGUCAUCACAGGUGCAAAUGGCACACUUGAUGGGCAGGGCUCCUUGUGGUGGGAAAAAUUCAAGCAGGACAAGCUCAACUACACCCGUCCUUACCUCAUUGAGCUCAUCUACUCUGAUCAAAUCCAGAUUUCAAACAUCACCCUUCUGAACUCUCCAUCAUGGAACGUUCAUCCCACCUAUAGCAGCAAUGUGAUAAUCCAAGGGGUCACUGUCUUAGCACCAAUUGAUUCUCCCAACACAGAUGGGAUAAACCCAGACUCCUGCACUAAUGUUAAAAUUGAAGACUGUUAUGUGGUCUCUGGAGACGAUUGUAUUGCAGUGAAGAGUGGCUGGGACCAGUAUGGGAUCAAAUUUGGGAUGCCCACACAGCACGUCAUCAUCAGAAGGUUCACCUGCAUUUCCCCCGACAGUGCUGUCAUCGCUCUUGGCAGCGAAAUGUCGGGUGGAAUCAGCGACGUACGAGCCGAGGACAUCACAGCCAUAAACUCAGAGUCAGGUCUAAGGAUUAAGACAGCUCCUGGGAGGGGAGGGUUUGUGAAGGAUAUAUAUCUGAAAGGGAUGAAGGUGUUCACAAUGUACAGAUACGUUCUGUGGAUGGCAGGCACAUAUGGGCAGCACCCGGAUGAUGGUUUUGAUCCAAAAGCACUGCCUGUGGUUAAGAACAUAAAUGUUGGAGACAUUGUGGCUGAGAAUGUGACCAUGUCAGGGCAGCUUGAUGGGUUGAAGGACCUACCAUUUACAGAAAUCUGCCUUUCCAAUUUGAAAUUUGAGUUGACAGAGAAACCCAAGAAACUUCAGUGGAAUUGCACUAAUGUUCAAGGAGUUUCAAGCUGUGUGACUCCUCAACCCUGUGAUUUGCUGCCAAACAAGGAUCUUGGAAAUGACAAAGGGUGUUUUUACCCUACUGAUAAGCUGCCCAUUGACACAGUUCAGUUGAAGACAUGUUCAAUUGUUCAUUAAACUAAACCCAUAGAAUAGGCUUUUGUAAUUCUUGUCUUUUGCUCCAUUUGUUGAUAUGAAAAAGAAUAAGCAAGAUUUAUACUAGUUCCAAAUACUUUCAAGACAAGGGAUCAUACUGCUAUUGA
Molecule: messenger RNA, 1712 nt
Organism: Malania oleifera
Lineage: Eukaryota; Viridiplantae; Streptophyta; Magnoliopsida; Santalales; Ximeniaceae
Product: probable polygalacturonase
Exons: 6
Coding region: 166-1587 (473 amino acids)
Biological process (GO): carbohydrate metabolic process
Molecular function (GO): polygalacturonase activity
Source: RefSeq, a predicted model, not a curated record